This is a messenger RNA of Solea solea (common sole), 1012 nucleotides long. RefSeq names its product high choriolytic enzyme 1-like. The transcript is spliced from 8 exons. Lineage: Eukaryota; Metazoa; Chordata; Actinopteri; Pleuronectiformes; Soleidae. The record is from RefSeq and is a predicted model, not a curated record. Bases 53 to 856 code for a protein of 267 amino acids. Gene Ontology annotation, molecular function: zinc ion binding; metalloendopeptidase activity. Gene Ontology annotation, biological process: proteolysis.
AGGUCAAGAAAAAUCGCCCUGAGCUACUUCAACGGACUUCCACGUGAGAAAGAUGGACCUCACUCUCCUCGCUGCUGUCUUCACCGUCCUGCUGGGGUUUUCAGCACAAAGCCACUCACUGGUGCGACCUCAUGACGAAGGUGUAGAUCCCGAUCCGUCUCAACGUUUGGACAUAACUUCAAGAAUCCUGGGAGCAAAUAGACGUGUGAGUCAAAUUCUGGUGGAAGGUGAUGUCGCAAUUUCUAAGACAAGGAAUGCCAUGAAAUGCUGGGACGGCUACUGCACGUGGAAGAAAUCCUACAGCGGACUUGUUGAAGUGCCAUAUACCAUCAGUGAUUAUUACUACGACAGCGAAAAAGCCUCAAUUCUGAAAGCCAUGGAAACUUUCCACCAGAAGACCUGUGUUCGCUUUGUUGCCCAUCGAGGCCAGACUGACUACCUGAGCAUCGAGAGUGAAUUCGGGUGCUGGUCCUCUGUUGGCAGAGACGGGGGACAUCAGGUGGUGUCUCUGUCCGUUUACGGUUGUCUCGAACACGGGACCAUUCAGCACGAGCUCCUCCACGCGCUGGGCUUCCACCACGAGCACACGAGGAGCGACAGGGACCGCUACGUCAGGAUUAAUUGGGGGAAUGUCCAAGCAAUGAAUAAGUAUGACUUUCACAAAGAGGACACCAACAACUUGAACACGCCGUACGACUACACCUCUGUGAUGCACUAUGGAAGGACUGUUUUCUCAACGGGAUUUGGAGACACCAUUACCCCCAUCCCAGAUUCCUCUGUGGCAGUUGGACAAAGCAAAGAAAUGUCUGACAUAGAUAUUCUCAGGAUCAAUCGGUUGUAUAGAUGCAAGAAUUAAAUGAAAGUAUUCAUUUAGGGUGUAGUAUAAAUCCACCAUUUUCUGUCUGAAAUGUAUGAAAACUUGAUUAGAAACCAUGAAGGUCUUACAUAUAUGAUACAUUAGCACAUUUUCUGUCUAAUAUUUGUUAAAAUAAAUUAACUUUUAAGAUUUAAA